GUUAUUUUAAGACAGAUAAUGUAGUGCCCCUCCUAAGCAAAAGAUGGCGGUAAAGUGCCAAUGGAAAAGACACUAAAUUGUCUCACAACGAGAAAGAAAACUUCCUUGGAGACGAAGGACGCUUGAGUAGGACUCAAAGUGGUAACAUUUGUACUUAUUUGCCGUUUUAGCCUCACUAAUUGAAUACCAACGACUGAAAAUUUUAUGAGGGCCAUCGAGAGAGUGAAUGGCACGUGUAAGUGCUUGUUAGCUUGUUAGCUAGCGCCCAUGCUAACCUGAGCAGGAAGAUAAUUUAAAUUAAAUGAAUUUAAAAAAAAAACCGUCAAGUACAGUGUUGUGAUGGCGUUACUAGUCCACUUUGUGUGAGGCUGAGGGGCAACCUGUGCCGUAAACAUGUGGAGAAGAGGCGGCCGAAGCGACGCCCUGGACCGGGCUCAGGCGCUGUUGUCCUCCAAGAGAAGCAGCCGAGCAGCCGCCGAGUCCACACAAACAUCCGCCACUAAAACCUCCACACAUGCGGACGUCAAAAGCCGCCAUGCUCCAACAAAUACAAAUCUGGUGAUGUCAGACACGAGUGACGUGUCCCAGGUGAGUUCCGAACCAGACGUCUGUGGAGCCACUCGGCCUGCAAAAAAACAGGAAGAAGAGGCUCAACCCCAGAGCCCCUUUGGAGGAGGCAGCAGGUUCCUGAAGAAACCACCACCGCCUCCUCCCAGCAGCCAAUCACCUGUGAGGCAGCAGUCACAUGUUGACAGACUGCUGUCCUCCAACUCACAAACGGCCGCUCUGAAGAGGCUCGCUCAGAUCGAGAGUCGAGUCCACAUUCGUCAGCGAGCUCUGGAACCUCUGAACCAGAUCCAAAGUCCACGCUCUGAUGUGGAUCUCUCCUCGCUCUCCCAUGCCCCAGAGGGAGCUCCUGUGGCCCCCUCGUCACAGCCCAGCAGUCAGGGUGGGUCGCGGUUCCUCAAGAAAAACACAACUGGAUCUCCAGAGGACCUGCAUGAAGCUGUCGAGUCCAUCCCUGCUGAAGCCUUGCUGCAGAAGGAUGUGGAAAGUGGUGAAGAGGAUGUGAGGAAGCUUGUGGAAGACGCUUUGGACCCACCAGACGAGAACUUGACUAGCACUUCAUCCAGGAGCAGAGCGGGGACGAAGUUCAGCAGAAAAGUUCUGAGUUCUGCAUCCCCUCCUCCUCUACCCUCUGGAGGUGGUCUCUCAUCAUCCUGCUCUCCUCCUCAGAGAAGAGCUUUGUCUGAGGCCCGCCUCCUCCUCUCCCCAAGUCUACAGCAUUCUGACUCCUCCAGGUCGGCCCCGGAGGAGGUCCUCUCUCUGGAAGAACUCUUUCCUGUUGGAUGCAAUGCAGAUGGCUCCGCCAGUGAGGCCAGCUCAGUCUCGUUCCAAUCUGACUUUGAGAUAAAUGUGAUGACAUUAGAUGACCUUAAUCCCGCCCCCUUGGCAGCCACUGAGGGGACAGCCGGGACACAGUCUCACCAGGCAGAUGGUGAGCAUGUGGUCUCACUUCCGGUUUUGCCAAGCGACCAGUGGGUGGAGCAGGUGGCAGACUAUGAAAGUGACUUUGAGAGUGCCAGCAGAAGAGAGGUGGACAAUGACAUUAUCAGCAGCCAGGUGUCAGAACACCUGGCGGGAGGUGAGGAGGACGAUGAUGUAGGGUCAGAGGUCAAGGACCAUAUAGACACGUCCUGGGUGAGGACAGAAGGAGACUACUCGAGCACUUAUUCAGACUCGAAAAAAUCCUGCACUCUGCGGACCUCAGGUCAUAGUCAAAGAUGUUCCAGCAGUGAGUCCAGGUCACCAGCGCCACCUAGUAACCAUUUAAAAGAUGUGGCGGCACAGACGGAUGCAAAUGCGCUCUGGUUCACAGGUUCUGCAGUGGGCAUGGAUUACCCCACCUACUCCUUGGCUCCCCCCGCUAGAACGUCUGAAUUGGAAGGCAUUGCCACUUUCCAGCCAGACAUGUUGACACUCAACGACAUGUUGAGACAGCAGCUCGCCAUGACACGACGCUUCAUCGAAAGCAGCCGGCAUCAGCAUGCCAGCCUUCUGCAGAGCCUUGGGCCGCCCAGAUACAGAUACGCCACUUUGGAGGACACCAUGCAGUACAUCCGUAAACACACACACACAAAGUGACAGUGGAAGUUCCUCAAGAGAAAUUUGACUCGUUGUCUUGAAUGUAAAAUCAUGUUAAGGAAAGACUCUGAACAGAAGGUAACAUCCGACAGAGAGAACACGGCAAAGAGAUGCUCCACCAAAAUGGAUUCAUUGUCCCUCAAGAGGACCUCCAAGUGGGACAUUGUGUGUGUUGCAGUCUGACAUUGCAUUCAUUUUAUACAGAACUUGUGAACGAUUUGGUAUUUAGUUUUUAUAUGUUCUUUAUUACAAAUUGUGAUCUGCAGGAGAGUAUUAAAUCAUUUAUUUUUCACUGCCCGUUUAAAAAAUAACAUUCCUUACAACCAACCAUGAGAGUAUUGUUGGGCUGUGAAUUGGGAUUCUCUCACGAGCCAUACAGAUGUUUGAAGGCACAAAUCCUGGUCCGGACAUUAGUCCUCAGUAGGGGUCGUUAAAAGGAUAGUGAGGAUGCCCCGCAUCCCGAGGAACUCUCUUCCCAUCCACCUGCAAUACAUAGAGCUCAUUUAAACCUCCAUUCAAUCGUUUGCCACACGGGGGCGUCCUCAUUGCGUUAUUUAAUGUGCGUUUACUUCCUGGGUCACAGGGACAAACACAAAGACCAGGGAUGCAUGGAUCCAUAUAUUUCACUUCCUGAUACGUGAUUUUGGAUAACUGAAGAUACUGAUACAAUUCUGAUACCAGCGCUUUGUUUGCUUAAAUGUGGAACCAAACAAAGAAUAUCAGCUAAGACGCAGCUAGAUAAAUACCAGCAAAUGUCGCGGUCUCCUAACAUGCAUACACACACACACACAGCCUGACGUGUUGAUGACUUCACAGAAUGUGAAAACGUCACACAUACGGUACCGUCUAAAUAUCUCCAUGAUAAUUGUUGCCAAUUUUACAUGAGGCUGUAAUAAACUCCUACGAUGUUG
Doryrhamphus excisus (bluestripe pipefish) is the source of this 3056-nucleotide messenger RNA. RefSeq names its product linkage group 4 C19orf44 homolog (gene lg4h19orf44). The record is from RefSeq and is a predicted model, not a curated record. Lineage: Eukaryota; Metazoa; Chordata; Actinopteri; Syngnathiformes; Syngnathidae.